Messenger RNA from Phaeodactylum tricornutum CCAP 1055/1, 972 nucleotides. RefSeq lists its product with no specific name. The record is from RefSeq and is a predicted model, not a curated record. The transcript has a single exon. Gene Ontology annotation, molecular function: histone deacetylase activity. NCBI's taxonomy places the organism in Eukaryota, Bacillariophyta, Bacillariophyceae, Surirellales, Neidiaceae. The annotation marks the transcript as partial.
CCUAUCGUCUAUCACGAAGACUAUUCCUUCGCCGAUUGGCCCUCGUUACACACCUUUCCCAUGGACAAAUUCGCUCGCACAGCUCACGCUCUUUUGACAACUUGUAAAGCGACUUACCCCGAAAGUUCGCUUCCUCGUCCACUGGUUCGCCAGGAAUUGGAUUUCUUCCGCCCGCUCGACUUUGGUGACGUUCCCCGAUCCUGGUUGUCCGGUCCGAUUGACUCCGUCUUCGUCGACCGCUUUCUGAAUGCUCAGCUAUCGCACGAAGAAUGCCGGGUCAUUGGAUUCCGGGAACAGACGGGUCGGACGGAGCUUAUUCGGCGGACCGUCUUGGAAGUGGCCGGGACGGUGCUCACGUCUCAGUUGGCUUGUCGCUACGGCAUCGCUGCACACGUGGCCGGCGGUACUCAUCACGCCCAUGUUACGGGUGGUGCCGGCUACACCAUAUUUAACGACUUGGCCGUCGCGACGCACGUCGUGACUGCGACGGAACCUUCUGUCGAGCGUGUGUUGGUCAUUGAUUGCGAUGUGCAUCAGGGCGAUGGGACGGCCCGCUUCUCGGCGGCCCCGGACGGUCCCUUGCACAGCAAACUCUACACGUUAAGUUUGCACUGUGCGAGUAAUUAUCCGCGCCUCAAGGCACAUUCCACCUGGGAUGUGGGUUUGCCGGACCGCAUGGAGGACGAUGAAUAUAUGGACGCGUUGGUCCGCGCCGUCGACGUGGCCUUGGCCGCUGCCCAACCCGAUCUAGUCCUGUACGACGCCGGUGUCGACGUAUAUCGCAAGGAUAAAUUGGGACGGCUCCACCUGACGCUCGACGGCAUUCGUCGACGCGAUCGGUGGGUACUGGAUCGGUGCGUGUCGGCGAGAAUUCCCGUCGCGGCCGUGGUCGGAGGCGGGUACGACCGUGACGUGGACGCCCUAGCACGACGACACGCAAUCGUGCACGAAGAAGCCAGCUACGUGUGGAGA